This is a messenger RNA of Baudoinia panamericana UAMH 10762, 1026 nucleotides long. RefSeq lists its product as uncharacterized. Gene Ontology annotation, biological process: lipid metabolic process. The coding region runs from base 1 to 1026 and encodes 341 amino acids. The transcript is spliced from 2 exons. Gene Ontology annotation, molecular function: phosphoric diester hydrolase activity. The record is from RefSeq and is a predicted model, not a curated record. Lineage: Eukaryota; Fungi; Ascomycota; Dothideomycetes; Mycosphaerellales; Teratosphaeriaceae.
AUGAAGUCUUACUCGGAUGAUACACUGGUCGUGCACCUCAACCUGCCAGGAGCUCAUGAUGCAGAUACAUGGAACUACUCUCUGGCGACCCAGCAGUCUCUGGCCCAUGUCACCAAUCUCGUCAAGCUCACUGAGUUCGACCCUGCCGCAUAUCGUUGUCAAGACUCUUCGAUGCUGAAUAUGCUUAACGACGGCAUCCGGGUGUUCGAUCUUCGGUACGCUUUCGAUGUCACAAACACAACCCUGGUGUUCUGGCACGGACCCGGCCUCGUCUCCGAGACAGCCACGGUGGACGAUGUGCUGUAUGGCUUCUAUCGAUGGCUUGACGAUCACCCCUCAGAGGCUAUCUUCCUCUCCAUUCAAUACGAAGGAGGUACCAUACCCGGCGCAAGCCAGGAUGCUGGCGUUCAGCUACAGCUUUACAACGCUCUAUCUUCGCCCGCAGCGAGACACUACAUCUUGCAGACGACUGGAAGUUUCGGUACGCUUGGUGAAGCCCGGGGCAAGAUCACCUUGCUCAAACGCUUCGAUCUCGACCAGAUUCUUACCGCUUAUGGUGACUCUCUGCCAGGCGUGCAUUUUUCACCAGCCGCCUGGAUAGAUAACUCACCGAACAUCACCCUCGUGUAUAAUACUGCGACCGGCGGUGCCGCAUAUAUCGAAGACUACUAUCAGCCGCUGACACCCUCCGACUCCACCGCCGAAGACAACAUACGGUGGAAGAUAAACGCAACCGAGGCUCAUCUGCAAAUGGCUGCCAACACUCAUCCAAACAGUCUGUUCUGGACCUUCGCCUCAAGCACCAAUCUCGCGAACAAUCCACCAAUCACACCGGCUAUUCAGGCUCUCGGCAAUGGCAGUCUGACACCCACCGGUGGUGUCAAUGAGAGACUCAUCCCGUUCCUGCGGACAAUGAUGGGCAAACGAUUGGGGAUUGUAAUGUUUGACUUUUACAACACCCCAAGCGACCUGAUCCCACUGUUCUUAAGCCUGCUGCCUCCGAACGCCAGCCGGCCUCAGGACUAG